UGUAACUAUAAUUCAGUAGUUGACUUUCAUUUUUUUUCUGAAUUAGUGUAUAUUCAUUAUAGUGCAGAAAAUUAGUUAUACAAACUUUUUGUUUAUAAUUUGCAUAACUUUGAGUAAUUUAUUUGAAUGUCGUUUAAACGUUAAGUGUAGUGAUAUUAACAUUGUGUUUAAUAAGACGCAGAAUUGACUUAUGCUAACCUAUGAAUUUUGUUUAUUCAUAGAUCGGUUAUUAAUGCACUUAAUUAGUUUUCUUUAAAUUAUUCCUAUAUUUGAAUGCAUUUAAACCUAAGUUAACAGCCAGUUUCUAAGGAGAGUUCAUUCCGAUAUGGUUCAACAAUAUAAAUCACCUGUCCGGGUGUAUAAACAUCCAUUUCCACUUGUGAUGAUGGCAUACGAGCGUAGAUUUCCUACUUGCCCUCAAAUUCCUGUUUUUGUUGGCUGCGAGAUAGUUUCAGAUGAGGAGAGUAAAAACGGUGCUAUUAGAAUAACAGAAAGACGAUGCAAAUUAAAUGUGGAUGCGCCGUAUAUUUUGAAAAAGAUAAUUGGAGUAGAUUUUGUGUACUUUAUCCAAAAGAAUGUAUUAGAUAGGAGGAACUGUAUUUUAGAAAUAGAAGCAUACAAUGAAAGCUUUGCAGCCAGGGUACAAGUUAUUGAAAAGUGCAGAUAUUUUGUUCAUCCUGAAAAUCAAGACUGGACAUGCUUUGAACAAACUGCAAGUUUAGAUAUUAAAAAUUUUUUUGGCUUCGAGAAUUCAAUGGAAAAAUUAGCAAUGAAGCAGUAUGCUCAAAAUAUUGCAAAGGGGAAAGAAAUAAUUGAAUACUUUAUAAACGAACUAAAAGAGGAAGGGAUUGUUUAUGUGGCUCCUUGGAAAGAUUCAAAUGGAACUUCUGCAACAAAUAAAAGGAACAGUGUUGCAGAGAAUCAAUCAUCUGACAGUAAGAGCGAAGCUUAUGCAUGUACAGAAAACAAAUUGCAAACUGGAGAAAUGCGACUUUCUUCGGAUUACAUAGAAAGAUACUUAGGAAAACUCGACAUGAUACAAGAGAGCAGACUUGUUCAACUCUGGCAAAGUAUAAACGAGUUAAGAGGAAACUCAGUACCUGGUGAUACGACGCUUCUACGAUUCUUAAGAGCCACGGAAUUUUCAGUUGAAAAAGCUAAAGAAAUGCUGACGCAAUCGUUACAUUGGCGUAAGAAAUAUCAGAUCGAUAAAUUGCUCGAAGAAUACAAUACUCCUCACGUCGUGAAAAAUUAUUUCCCUGGCGGGUGGCACCAUUUCGAUAGAGAUGGGCGGCCUUUAUACAUUUUAAGAAUGGGUCAAAUGGAUGUAAAAGGACUAUUAAAAUCUCUCGGAGAAGAUGAUUUACUGUUACUAGCACUGCAUAUUUGCGAAGAGGGUCUUCUUCUAAUGGAAGAGGCCACUACUACUUCUGGUCACCCAGUUUCACAAUGGUCUUUAUUAAUAGAUCUAGAAGGCCUAAAUAUGCGUCAUUUAUGGAGACCUGGUAUAAAGGCUUUAUUACGCAUCAUUGAAAUCGUUGAGAUAAAUUACCCAGAAACAAUGGGACGAGUCCUAUUUAUGCGAGCACCUAGAUGCUUUCCUAUUUUGUGGACACUUAUUAGCACAUUCAUAAAUGAGAAUACCAGAAAGAAGUUUAUAUUUUACUGCGACACUAAUUACCUAGAAGAAGGCCCAGGCAGUAUUAGCGAAUAUAUUAAUCCCGAAUUCAUUCCAGACUUCUUUGGUGGACCGUCUGAGGUUUACAUCCCUGAAGGAGGAAUUGUACCAAAGCACCUUUAUAAAGUGGAUUUAGAAACCACAUCAGCUGAAGAAGAACAGUGUUUAUACCACUCGAUUACCUUAAGUCGAGGACAAAUUCAUCGAGUAGUAAUACAUUCCAAUGAUCCAGGAUCAGUUCUAACGUGGGAUUUCGACGUCAUGCGUCAUAAUAUAAUAUUUACUGUAUUAUAUAAAACUAACGACGACAGCGAACGAGUCUCUCUAGAUUUCUCAGAAUCGCUUACAGAUGAGGAUGCAGCAGAAGUAUUAGAAACAAAGGAAGUUAUGACAAAUUUCAUGAAAGUUGAAUCCACUAUUGUUUGUCAUGAUGGUGAAAGUAUUCAGGGUACACACAUAAUGCAAGAAGCAGGAACAUAUAUACUCCAAUGGCAUAAUGAAGAUAUCCCAGGAGAAUUUCUUUCAUCCAUUGGAGGUUCCAAAGCGCAACUCAUGUACUUUUACGAGACGUUGCCUUCGAUUCAGUAUAGGGGGUCAAUGAUGAGCUUACAAUCUGCUACGAGUUCUAGAUCAGAAGCAAGUUCAUACUUGUCCAGAUGACAUGUUAAACGUGAAAUACAAUCGAUUGCAUACUGACUGGGAUUAUGAUACAUGAAAUACAGUGAUUCAUUUGAAAUAUUUAAUUAAUUGCUUUGGGAAUUCUUCAAAAUUGCAAGAACUUUGUGUUAUUUUAGCUUUUAGAUUUGAAUGGAUAAUGUUAUACAUUUGGUCUAAAUUCAUCACUUCCUAAUUAGUUAUUAGAAAGCACGAUGUUUUAAUGCAAAUGUUAUAUAUAUGUAAAAUAAAUAAUUGUUGAAUUUAUGAAA
This is a messenger RNA of Hylaeus volcanicus, 2604 nucleotides long. It is a transcript of the gene retm, whose product is annotated as protein real-time. Gene Ontology annotation, cellular component: cytoplasm. The transcript is spliced from 15 exons. The record is from RefSeq and is a predicted model, not a curated record. The coding region runs from base 326 to 2338 and encodes 670 amino acids. NCBI's taxonomy places the organism in Eukaryota, Metazoa, Arthropoda, Insecta, Hymenoptera, Colletidae.